AUGACAGAACAGAGUGCUGGGUUGGAGUUCCAGCCCACCUCCGCCUCCGCUUCCGCUCCCGCUCCCACCGCCGAAGUUCAUCAAGGUAUGACGCUCAUCCAGCAACUCUCAGAGCAGGCCCAUCAGGCCGAAGAUCACAUCGAAUCCGGACCUUCACAGUCUCCAGCCACCCCACUGCCCGCAUCUAAAUCAACAGAAUCAGAUUCAAAACCAGAUGAUGGAUCAAAACCCGCAAACCAAGUCACGGAUGACCAAUGGAGGUCAAUGUUUGAUGUAGUCAUGGCCAUCUACGACUACCGCGAGCCUGAUGGACAUGACCCCUCGCGCCUCUUCCAUCGCAGUGUCAACAAGCGCAAUGUCCCGGACUACUACGACGUUAUUAAAGAGCCCAUGGCACUCAGUGUUUUGAAACAAAAGAUCAAGAAUAAGACAUACACCCAUUUCGCGGAGUUUGUAAGAGACUGCGCAUUGAUCCCUCAUAAUGCGCAGACAUACAACCGCCCCAGAUCACAAGCAUAUGAAGAUGCUCUCGUUAUCAAGGACGUCUUUAUUUCUGAAUUUCGUAAGCUUGUCGAACAAGGAAUAAUUUCUUCGGAAACGGCUGAACUUCCGGACUUGGGAGAGAUUCCUGAGGCAGACCCACUACCCCUCGAAGAAGAUGAGGAGGAGGAAGAGGAAGAGGACGAGGAAGAUGAUGAACCUGAUGACUCAGAUGAUGAGGGCACCCGUCGCAGACGGAGACGGCCUGCCCGUGGAUCUUCUAAGAGAGAGGCUGGCACCAAAGACGACGGUAAAGCCACUGACCCUGAGUUACGAAAAAAGCGUGGCCGCCCACCUCGUGUUGAUACUCCAAUGGAGGCGCGGAUCAAAGCUGUUUUGAAGGGCAUACGCAAAUUCAAGGAUUCCUCGGGACAGCUCAAGGUGCGCCAUUUCGAGCGGCUCCCCGAUAAGGCUGCCUACCCGGACUACUUUUCGGAGAUCAAGGAUCCCAUGGCUAUUGAUCUCAUCAAAAGAAAAUCUAAGAGAAAAAAGUACAACUCUGUGGACCAUUUUAUGAGGGAUAUGGACCUUAUGUUCAACAACGCGAAGGCGUAUAAUCAGGUGAACAGUCAGAUAUACAAGGAUGCCACCGAGUUGCAGUCGGAAGCACAUAAACUGGCUGAGCAGGAGAAGAAGAAACCGGACAGCGAGUACCUGAUGGAAGAUGGACGCCUGCCCUUACCAAAUGGUAUCUUGCAUAAAGGAGAGCUUUGGAAAGUGGGUGAUUGGGUACACAUCCAAAACCCCAAUGAUGUGACAAAACCAAUUGUUGCGCAGAUAUAUCGAACCUGGCAAGACUCGGAAGGGCAGAAAUGGGUUAAUGCUUGCUGGUACUACCGCCCGGAACAAACUGUACACCAGUUCGAAAAACACUUUUACCCGAACGAAGUCGUGAAAACAGGGCAGUAUCGAGAUCACCGCAUUGGGGAAGUCGUUGAUCGAUGCUUCGUUAUGUUCUUCACCCGCUACAACCGUGGGAGACCGAGGGGUUUGCCGCCAGAAAAAGAAGUUUACGUCUGCGAAGCCCGAUACAACGAAGAGAAACAUAAACUCAACAAAAUUAAAACUUGGGCAAGCUGUCUUCCGGACGAAGUUAGGGAGAAAGACUACGAGAUGGAUCUAUUCGACGCACCUCGGAAAAUCAAGAAGAUACCUAGCCCGAUCAAGCACCUCCUAAAGGAAGAUGCAAAGGAAACUGACGAUAUCCCAAAGCCAACCUGGGGAGCAGAAAAUGCACCACCGAUUGUAGGGGCAGUCCAUCGUCGACCAAGAGAGGAAAAUGCAAAACCCACUCCUUCACCUCCUCCACAGCUUCCACCUCCUCCCGUAGUACCAGUAGCUGCCCCUCGACAAAUGCCCAUAAACCGUCCUCCAACCCGCCAGAGUAUUGACAGCCAAGGAGACUACCGCAUGAGUGCCAGUCCACUACCUUCCCUAUCAGCCCGCUCUCCAAGCCAAACAGUUCCAAAUAUCCCCGCAACAGCUACAGGCCCUCCACCACCCAUCACGCUAACGCGGAUGCCACAACCCUUCACGCCCCAGACAGUCGCUUCGGCCCCUGUUACCCCGAUCUACCCAGCCGGAUACCCAACCCACCGCCCAGGUCCCUUCACCACACAGACCUCCCAGCCCAUCCCAAUCUACCAGCAACCCCCGCCCAUCUCACCACAACCCUACUCCGCCCCGCACAACUUCCCCGCCUACCAAUCCAACCGCUACCCCCAUACACAACCACCACAGCCACAAAUGCAUCAAGUCCAGGCCCCCCACCUCCCACCCAACAUGUACAAUUCCAACGCCCCCCGACCAGUCGAAACGUUCAUUCUAAGCGACAAUGCCAAUGCGGCAAUCCCAGAGGAUAUUCGCAAACAAUUCCACUGCGACGAGAAGGGGCGUGUACUUUUCUUCACGAGUCCGCCGCUUGACAUCGUCCCGCCCGUGGAGCAGACGGUAUUAGGACAUUCGCUACGUUACCUAGCGGCAAAGGAGGAGCGGCAGAAGAAGAUUGAGAAAAGGAAGCUUGAGCAGCUCGAAGAGGAGAAGGAGAGGGAAAGGGAGAGAGAGGAGGCUGCGAAGCGUCACAAGGAGACUGAUGGUGAUACGAUAGCCACGGCAGAUAGGAAGACGCUUUCCGAGCUUGCUGUCAUGGCGGCUGUGGCGGGUAUGAAGCAGGCUGAUAAGGACUGGUAUGAGGAACGGUAUGGGAAGGAGGAUGCUGCGAGGGUUAAGGCGGCGGAUGAGAAGAGGUAUAAGGCUGUGCUGAGGAAGAAGGCGGAGGAGAAUAAGGCGAGGGAGAGGUUUGAUGUUAGGGAGCCGGAGGCUGCGGUGCCUGUUGGGUCUGGGGGGAUGUUUAUGAGUGUGUGA
Molecule: messenger RNA, 2904 nt
Organism: Paracoccidioides lutzii Pb01
Exons: 5
Coding region: 1-2904 (967 amino acids)
Biological process (GO): chromatin remodeling
Cellular component (GO): RSC-type complex
Molecular function (GO): chromatin binding; protein binding
Source: RefSeq, a predicted model, not a curated record